GUCGUAAUUUUGUGUUUUUGUAUGUUUCCUUCCGGCAUUGGUAGAUUCCCUCUGAACAGAGUUUGAUGACAUAGAAUGGCCAAGGCCCUAUAUCAAUAUUCUCGGAAUAGUCCUCAAUCAAUCUGUAUUGAAUCAGCUUUUGUGGAAUAAGGUCUAUAGGUAUUAUUUUAUAAUUUUCCAGUACACUGUGUGGAUAUCGGACAUGGCGAGCUCUGAGUUUGGACAGGCCUUUGAGGGCCUGAAGAGCUCAGAAUUUUACGAGCCGCCUCCCACGGGUCCACCGGCGGGGACCGCGGGGUCCGGUACUGGGAGCGGUACUGGUACCGGUACCGCCCGCUCGAUCGGCUCCGGGUACAGCAUCCUGGUGAACCACCGGCAGCGCGGCAACCCCGUGCUGAAGGCCAUCUGCAGCGUGCCCUGGGAGUUCAGCGACAUCCAGCCCGACUAUGUGCUCGGCGCCAAGACGUGCGCCCUCUUCCUGAGCCUGCGUUACCACCAGCUGAACCCCGGAUACGCGGCUGAGCGCGUCCAGGCACUGGGCUCGGCGUUCGAGCUGCGCGUCCUGCUCGUACAGGUGGACGUCCGAGAGCCGCACCACGCGCUCAAGGAGCUCACCCGGCUGUGUCUGCGCUGUGACAUGACACUAAUGCUCGCCUGGAGCGCCGACGAGGCCGGCCGCAUCCUGGACACCUACAAGGCGUACGAGCACAAGUCUGCCGAGCUGAUCCGCGAGCCGCAGUCGGGCGGAGCGCUGGCGCAGGUCACUGACGCGCUCACCUCAGUGCGUUCGGUGAACCGCAGUGACGCCGCCGCGCUGCUCAACGCCUUUGGCUCGCUGGCGCACGUGAUACGGGCCACAGAGGAGGAGCUGGCUCUCUGUCCGGGUAUUGGACCCAGCAAGGCCAAACGGCUCUACGAGGUGCUUCACAUGCCCGUCAGACGGACCGGCAGUCCCACAAAACGAAAGUGAGCCAAAGAUGGCGGCAGGGACCGUGGAAGUGGUGAGGGGCGGGGAAUGGGGAGGACGCUGGGGUUGACCGGACGCCCGGCGAAUCGAUUAUUUUUGUAGAUCGAUAGCUCAGUGACUCGCAGUUCUCUAACCCGUGAUGGCUGAGGUCCAUGCCUGAGCUGCGGCUCCCAGAGUCCGGUAGGUGGCGUUCCUUGCCCCUUCUCCUUUUCGGACUAGGAAGAUAUUCUCUGGCCUGCUGGUUGAUAUUAUCUCCGGCUGCUCCAUGAGGCAAUCCCCACGCGAACUGGCAGGAUUAUGCCCUACCUCUGGGGCGACUGUAACGAACAUCUGCCGUCGUUCUCGCGCAGUACCUGAUCUUUUUGUAACGUUUGUUAUUCAUCAACUGCCCCAUGCCAGUUGUCGCGUCAUGUUAGUGUAAAUGAACGAGCGUUUUCGUGUAACUGCGAGUGUGAAGUGGUCAGUAGCACAGUACCCGUCUACUGCCAACGCUCCUUCAAUUUUAGCGCUUUUGUAAUGUGUCCACCUCGGCCUGUCUGUCGUAUAAUGUGUUAUUAGCCCAUGUAAAAUCAUAUUUCUCGUCGAAUCGUACAUAAACUUUUGCACAUA
Molecule: messenger RNA, 1576 nt
Organism: Amphibalanus amphitrite
Lineage: Eukaryota; Metazoa; Arthropoda; Thecostraca; Balanomorpha; Balanidae
Product: DNA excision repair protein ERCC-1-like
Exons: 3
Coding region: 203-970 (255 amino acids)
Biological process (GO): UV-damage excision repair; mitotic recombination; nucleotide-excision repair
Cellular component (GO): nucleus; nucleotide-excision repair factor 1 complex; ERCC4-ERCC1 complex
Molecular function (GO): damaged DNA binding; single-stranded DNA binding
Source: RefSeq, a predicted model, not a curated record